This is a messenger RNA of Coffea eugenioides, 339 nucleotides long. Its product is annotated as 40S ribosomal protein S13-2-like. The record is from RefSeq and is a predicted model, not a curated record. Bases 1 to 339 code for a protein of 112 amino acids. NCBI's taxonomy places the organism in Eukaryota, Viridiplantae, Streptophyta, Magnoliopsida, Gentianales, Rubiaceae. The transcript has 2 exons. Gene Ontology annotation, molecular function: structural constituent of ribosome; small ribosomal subunit rRNA binding. Gene Ontology annotation, cellular component: ribosome; cytosolic small ribosomal subunit; nucleolus. Gene Ontology annotation, biological process: translation.
AUGGAGUCCACCAUCCAACUCUUCCUCCGCCUUCGUGAUGGCUCCAAGAAGCGCGAGAAGAAGACCCUACACCAAGCCCAAGAAGAAGAAGGCCAAUGCUGCAGUCCUCUAGUUCUACAAGGUCGACGACUCUGGCAAGUUCGGAAGGCAGGGCUUGCACCUGAGAUUCCAGAGGAUCUGUACCAUCUGAUUAAGAAGGCCAUCGCAAUCAGGAAGCAUUUGGAGAGGAACAGGAAGGACAAGGAUUCCAAGUUCAGAUUGGUUUUGGUGGAGAGCAGGAUUCACCGCCUUGCUCGUUACUACAAAAAGACCAAGAAGCUCCCUCCCAACUGGAAAUAG